Messenger RNA from Capronia coronata CBS 617.96, 1611 nucleotides. RefSeq lists its product as uncharacterized. Gene Ontology annotation, molecular function: transmembrane transporter activity. The record is from RefSeq and is a predicted model, not a curated record. The transcript is spliced from 6 exons. Gene Ontology annotation, biological process: amino acid transport; transmembrane transport. Bases 1 to 1611 code for a protein of 536 amino acids. Lineage: Eukaryota; Fungi; Ascomycota; Eurotiomycetes; Chaetothyriales; Herpotrichiellaceae. Gene Ontology annotation, cellular component: membrane.
AUGGCCGACCAACACAAAGAAGCCCCGGAAUUGAUCUCAAGGGAACCGUCGCACCCUGCAGACUUCGGAGUUAUUAACGCUUCCGGACAUGCUCAAGAGCUAUCCCGCAACUUCAACCUUGUCUCCCUUGCCGGUGUUGGGCUGGUUGUCGGCAAUGUCUGGCCGGCCAUUGGAGGUUCCAUCCUUGUCGCCAUCUUCAACGGCGGCCCGCCCGGGGUCCUCUACGAGUUCAUCACCGUAUCGGUGUUCUAUUGGAUCGUCGCAGCUUCCAUCGCCGAGUUAGCUUCAGCUAUUCCCUCCUCGGCAGGCGUUUACCAUUGGGCGAGUGUCACGCCGGGGAAACGAUGGGGUCGAGUGAUUGGCUUCUUCGCUGGGUAUUGGAACUGUCUCGCUUGGAUCCUGGGGGCUGCAUCGAUGACCUUCAUCUUUUCUAACACUGUAGUUCAAAUGUAUGCUCUCAAGCAUGUCGAAUUCGUUGCCCAACCAUGGCACGUCUUCGUCACCUACAUUAUCGUCACCUGGAUUGCAUGCGCCGUCGUCUGCUCGUUCAACUCGGCCAUGCCGCAUCUGAACACUGCAGGCAUUUUCUUCAUCUUGGGUGGCUUCGUGAUCACUCUUAUCGUGGUGACCGUUAUGCCAGGCAUGUCCGGUCGCCCGGGUCAUGCAUCUUCCUCUUUCGUCUGGACGGAAUGGAAGGCUGAUAUUGGAUACCCGGACGGAUUCGUUUUUGUCGCCGGCAUGCUCAACGGCGCCUUUUCUGUUGGCACACCCGACACGACCAGUCAUCUUGCCGAAGAAAUCCCCAAUCCACAACGAAACGUGCCGAUUGCCAUCUUCUGCCAGAUGAGCAUUGGUUUCAUCACUGGACUCGCCUACCUCAUCGCCAUUCUCUACGCCAUCCAUGACUACGACGCUCUCUUCUCAUCGCCUUAUCCCAUUGCCGAGAUCUACCGCCAGGCCACGGGAUCUGCAGACGGCGCGAUUGGGUUGCUGACGUUGGUCCUCAUCUGCAUCGGAAUCUGCAUCUGUGGCCUCUACAUCACAUGCGGCCGCACUCUUUGGUCACUAGCCCGAGACGGGGCGACACCUUGUCCCAGAGUGUUUGGCCGGGUCUCCCCCAAGCUCGGGAUGCCUUUCAACGCCACGAUCAUUAUUGCGGUGCUGGUCACAGUCCUCGGCGCCAUUUACGUCGGAUCCACCACGGCAUUCAAUGCUUUCGUGGGGUCCUUUGUACUCAUGUCGAGCUCCUCCUACGUCGCCGCCAUCCUACCUCACCUUCUGACCGGCCGGCGCAGCAUCGAGGUGUACGGCCCGUUCAGACUCAAAGGUGCUCUGGGCUUCAUCUUCAACGCGAUCUCUUGUGCCUACCUAAUUGUCUGGUUCGUUAUUUACUGCUUCCCUUUUGCGCUCCCUACAAAUGCGCAGAGCAUGAACUACGCUUGCUUGAUCUGGGGCGGGUUCACGAUCUUCAUCGCCGCGUGGUGGUUCUUCGGAGCGCGUCGGGACUAUCAAGGUCCGCCUGUCAUCACGAACGGCGGCCACGUUAUUUCGGUUGAUCCUUUGGAAAAGGUGGAUUUCGCGGCGCAAAAUGCAAGCUUGAAGGGAGUGUAA